This is a messenger RNA of Knipowitschia caucasica, 948 nucleotides long. The record is from the annotation of a GenBank genome assembly. Lineage: Eukaryota; Metazoa; Chordata; Actinopteri; Gobiiformes; Gobiidae.
AUGGAGGAACAGGAAAGGCAAGCAAAUGAACUAAGGAAACUAGAGGUUGAAACCAAGCAGAGCGAACUGGAAAACUUGGUAAGACAACAAGCCAUGGAAGAGCAGCGCAGGAAAAUUGACCGUUUGGAAGAGGUCAAAAAGCUGAACGCUGCCAAAGCCAGAGUAAAAGUCUACCAAGAGGCUGAACACUACUCUGGAAGUCAAAGUUUGUCAAGCAAGCAUAGAGCGUACACCAACCACUGCACCUCCAGCCACGACUCCGUAAAGCUGAUCAAGUUCGCGGACGACACCACCCUCAUUGGACUCAUCUCCAACAACGAUGAGUCUGCCUACAGGAGGGAGGUGGACCGCCUGGUGUCCUGGUGCAGUGGUAACAACCUGGAGCUGAACGCCCAGAAGACAGUGGAGAUGAUUGUGGACUUCAGGAAGAGCACUGUCCCCCCGCCCCCACCCUCCGUGAUGGACUCCCCCAUCACCUCUGUGGAGUCCUUCCGUUUCCUGGGCACCACCAUCACCCAGGACCUCAAGUGGGAGCCGACCAUCAGCUCCCUCAUCAAGAAGGCCCAGCAGAGGAUGUACUUCCUGCGGCAGCUCAGGAAAGCCAAGCUGCCUGCACAGAUGUUGGUGCAGUUCUACACGGCCACCAUCGAGUCCAUCCUCACCUCCUCCGUCACCUCCUCCGUCACCUCCUCCAUCACCGUGUGGUUCGCUGGAGCCACAGUCAGGGACAAGCAGAGACUACAGCACAUUGUGCUCUCUGCAGAGGAAGUGAUUGGCCGCAGCCUUCCAUCGCUGCAGGACCUACCCAUAACAAACCGAGUGCGUACUUGUCUCGCUUCUUACGCUCUUCUGCAAUGGGAGAAGGUACUACAGGUGGCCAGGAGACGCGUGGUAUCCACUGGAGGGAGCAAGCUUUCAAUCCUUCGAAACUUUCACGAGAGCGGCUGA